Messenger RNA from Pseudomassariella vexata, 1370 nucleotides. RefSeq names its product S-adenosyl-L-methionine-dependent methyltransferase. NCBI's taxonomy places the organism in Eukaryota, Fungi, Ascomycota, Sordariomycetes, Amphisphaeriales, Pseudomassariaceae. Gene Ontology annotation, cellular component: mitochondrion. The coding region runs from base 122 to 1198 and encodes 358 amino acids. Gene Ontology annotation, molecular function: S-adenosylmethionine-dependent methyltransferase activity. The transcript has a single exon. Gene Ontology annotation, biological process: mitochondrial respiratory chain complex I assembly. The record is from RefSeq and is a predicted model, not a curated record.
CUGCAAAGCUUACCGUCACGACAAAGCACCGGAGAGCUGUGAUUGAAGUCCAGCAUUUCCCCAGCUCACCCGGUUUGCAUUUGAGGCAGAAUGUGAAGCGACACCCAAUUGAUCUCGGAGGAUGAAUUGCAGCAGCCUCUACCGAUCGACCGUCCCGCACCUUCGAGCUGCCAAAUUUCUCGUCCCCACCAGCUGGACGACAGGCGCGCAGCGUAGAACCUACGCGUUCCAAGCGGCCGGGGCUCCCAUCCACCAAGUUUUCAACCGACGCACCAAAUGGCUGCAGAAGGAACGGGCCGCAGCCAACGUUGAGCAGAGCCGAAUUGCCGACUUUCUGAAAGAUGAAGUUGCCGCCCGGCUCUGCGAGAGGCUCCUCGACAUCAAACGCCACUACCCGAAAGUCCUCGACAUAGGCGCAAACUCUUGCAACAUCGGCCGUGCCCUCACGAACCCGAAUCCGGAACCCGAUCCGUUGCUGCCGCAAUCAGGCCCCAUUGCCAGUAGGGUCGGUCAUUUGACAGCAGCCGAGUCGUCAGCGACGCUGCUUUACCGAGAUGCCGAGCUGCCGUUCAAUGAGCAGAUCAACAUGACGAGGGAGGUGUUGGCGGACGAGGAGACAAUCCCAUAUGAGGCAAACACCUUUGAUCUCGUGUUGAGUUCUUUGAGUCUUCACUGGAUCAACGACCUACCGGGUAUGUUGUCGCAAAUCAACAAUGUGCUUAAGCCGGAUUGUGCAUUCAUGGGGGCCAUGAUGGGAGGCGACUCGCUCUUUGAGCUGCGCACCUCUUUACAACUUGCCGAGCAAGAACGACGGGGCGGUAUAUCACCCCAUGUCUCGCCAUUGGCCGAUAUCCGGGACUGUGGUGGACUUCUACAGCGAGCAAGAUUCAAGAUGGUCGGCGUUGACUUUGACGACAUUGUUGUGGAUUUUCCUGACAUCUUUGCCUUGAUGCAGGAUCUUCAAGCUACGGGUGAGAAUAAUGCCGUUUUGGGUAGAGAGAUGGGACCUAUCCAAAGGGAUGUAUUGCUUGCUGCCGAUGCCAUCUACCGGGAGCUUCAUGGCAAUGCGGACGGGACGAUACCUGCGACAUUCAGGACUAUCUACAUGAUUGGGUGGAAAGAGGCCGAUAAUCAAGCUCAGCCAUUGCCGAGGGGCAGUGGACAUAUCAACUUGAAAGAUAUUUUGCAGAGCAAGUAGACAGUUGAAUGGUAUAUUGCAUCUCCACCUCCAUUCUUGUUCGUUUCAGUUUAGUCACACAAUCCAACGACUGGUCAUCAACUUCUUCGCCAUUCUGGGCCCAGCUCUAGCCUUAUGUAGAUCGAGCAGUAAAGUAGGUUUACGUUUACUAUUCAGCGAAUAUUCUCUCGAA